GUCAAGUUCUCACUAUUAACCGUGUUUUGGACGAUGGAAUUUGGAAGACUUCCCUAUUAGAAGUCUUCCUAGAGAAGGCAUCUUUGCUUGCGUAUAAUGACCAGUUUAGAUGAUUCCUUUAACCAAAAAAACAGCUACAUGCAUGGGUCAUCAUAAGCAUAGCUUUGUUGGCUUUCUGCUUCUUUUGUUGUGGUCAUGCCUAAAUAGCAUUGGACUUGAUUUGGUGGAAGGCAGAUGCUGGGGCAUAGAAAGAGGAGCGCUUCUUGCAUUCAAGGAAGGUCUUACUGAUGACUCUAAUAGGCUUUCUUCCUGGAUAGGGCAAGACUGUUGCAAAUGGGCAGGUGUCGGUUGUGACAACCAAACUAGUCAUGUCAUCAUCCUCAACCUUAGAAAUCCAUAUGCAGAAAGCGAUGACCCUUUAAUCCUCCAAAUACAUUCUCUAGGUGGCACCAUAACUCCUUCCCUUCAAUAUUUGAAGCAUCUCAGUUACUUGGAUAUGAGUCAUAAUGAUUUUGGGGGGAUUCAGAUUCCCAACUUCUUUGGCAUGCUUCAUAAUUUGGAGUAUCUUAAUCUCUCCUUUGCAUCCUUUGGUGGACAGAUUCCACCAUCUCUUGGAAACCUGUCAAGCUUGCAGUAUCUUGAUGUUGCACAAUUUGAGGAAGAUAUACAUGUUAGAGAUCUGCACUGGUUGGCAGGUCUCUCUUCUUUGAGACACCUAAAUCUUGGAGGGGUGAAUCUCAAUGCCACAGGAGAACGUUGGAUUCAAGCAAUCAAUAAAUUUCCUUCUUUGUUGGAGUUGUAUUUGUCUGGUUGUCAACUUGCUCACCUUCCUCUCACACUUCCCUUCCUCAACUUUACUUCUCUUUUGACAAUCGACAUGUCAGCCAAUAAUUUCAACUCCACCUUGCCAAAUUGGUUAUACAACCUUACCAAGCUUCAACAUCUUAAUCUGCAUUUGAAUGCAUUCAAUGGUGUUGGUCUCAUUCACAAACAGCCAGGGAACCUCUGUAACUUACAAAUUCUGGACCUUUCAUACAACAAAUUUCAUGGUGAGAUCAAAUAUUUGUUGGGUGAUUUUCAAGGCUGUUCAAAUACUAGCUUAAUGUGGCUACAAUUGUCAUACAACAAAUUUGUAGGAUCUUUGCCAAAUUCCUUAAGUGAACUUAAGAAUCUACAAUAUUUUGAUGUCUCCAACAACAGCCUGGCCGGAUCUUUACCAAAUUCAUUGGCAACACUCAGAUACUUGCAACAUCUUGAUCUCUCCUCAAACUCUUUUUCAGGUUCUAUUCCAGAAUCCAUAGGAAACUUGUCAUCGCUGAGGAUGCUGGAUCUUUCUGACAAUAUCAUGAACGGGACAAUUCCUGAAAGUUUUGGCCAACUCUUAGAGCUAGUUCAGGUAAGACUCAACUUUCCUUUGGAUCCUCUUUCUACAUUUCAUCUUGAUCCUACAUUUAAACCGUGGUUUGGAGCUCAUUUUACCUAUAGCCCCUAUAAUGGUUUUGAACCUAAUCAUUAUAAAUAUAAUUUGUGGAAUGGUGUUUUCACCGAAGCCCACUUGAUCAAUCUUACAAGCCUAGAAAAUAUCAUCCUUACAGUAGCUUUUCCCAGUUCUCUAGUUUUUAAUGUAAGUUAUGACUGGGUUCCACCAUUCAUGCUUAAGGAGAUUCACAUCGAAAACUGUUUGAUGAGCAAGUUUCCUGCAUGGCUUAAGUCACAAAGUAAACUUACUUAUGUCCUUUUGAGGAAUGCUGGAAUUUCUGACACCAUACCAGAGACUUGGUUCUCUAGGAUCUCCACUCGAAUUGAGCGAUUGAAUCUAUCCAAAAACAAGAUCAAGGGAAGGUUACCGAGAACACUGGCAUCUCAAAAUCUUCACUUCAUUGAUUUGAGUUCGAAUUUGUUUGAAGGUCCAAUCCCAUUUUGGUCCACUGAGGUAGAUACGUUAUAUCUUCAUGAUAAUCUAUUGUCCGGACCUAUACCUGGAAACAUUGAUGAGCUUAUGCCUGAAUUGAUGGAGUUAGAUAUUUCAUGGAAUCGUCUACAGGGUACCAUCCCAUCAUCCCUGUGCAAAAUAAAGGGUCUAGAAAUUCUUUCCCUGGGGAGCAACAGGCUUUCUGGAGAACUUCCUAAUUGUUGGAACCAAAGUCAAAGAAUUAAUGUUCUGGAUGUAGCUAACAAUAGCAUAUCUGGUAAAAUCCCAAGGUCUAUAUGCUUCUUAACAAGUCUCCAGUUCUUGCUCUUGAGUAAGAACAAUUUUCAUGGGAAAAUUCCUGCUUGCUUGCAAAAUUGUUCUAGUUUAUGGAGCCUUGAUGUUGGGGGAAAUAGAUUAUCAGGAGAACUACCUUCGCUCAUUGGAGAAAACCUAAGCAUCCUACGUGCGGGGUCCAACUCAUUAACUGGGAAAAUUCCCCCAGAAUUGUGCAUUAUGAAAUGUGUUCACAUUUUAGAUCUUUCAAACAACAGUUUUUCUGGGGUUAUUCCCAACUGUGUUAAUAACUUGACAACGUUGGUCACUAGGGAUCCUUGUCCAUUCUUCUCCAACAACAAUAUCUUCAGCCAGUUCAGCGAGCAUGCCACCGUAAUCACCAAAGGCACAAAACUCGACUAUGGGGGUAAGAAUCUUGAAUAUGUGAACAACAUUGAUCUUUCAAGGAACAAUCUUACAGGGAGAAUUCCAGAAGAGAUAACUACAAUACCUGCAUUGACCAUCCUAAAUUUGUCCAUGAAUCAUCUCAAUGGAAGCAUCCCCAACAAGAUAGGCAAUUUGCGAUGGCUAGAGUCACUUGACUUAUCUCACAAUCAACUUUCGGGUCAAAUCCCUCAAAGUCUAUCUAAUUUGACUUCCUUGAGUUAUUUGAACUUGUCUUACAAUAACUUGACAGGAAAAAUUCCCUCCGGAAAUCAGCUCGAGACACUAAAUGAUCCAUCCAUCUAUGAGGGCAAUCACCUGCUAUGUGGCUUUCCUCUCCCAGGUAAGUGUCCUGGAGAUUCUACUUCCAUUGGAUCUCUACCACCCAACAAGAACCAUGAUGAUGAUGACUACAGAGACUACGACAAAAUAUGGUUAGCUGUUAGCAUCAUCACUGGAUUUCUUGUUGGUUUUUGGGGUGUUUGUGGCAGCUUAGCAUUAAAGAAGUCAUGGAGGCAUGUGUUUUUUGGAUAUGUCAACCAAAUGAAUGAGAAGAUACUACUCUGGAUUGCACUGAAGGUGGCUCGCUCCAAAAGGAGGCUUGAGGAGCCAAGUAAUUGAAGGUAGUAGAAAACAGUAAUAGUAUUUAGGCAGGCUGCUUGUUUCCUAAAUAAGGCACCUUUGAAUUGAGUGCCCUUUAUGACUUUGCUUCGUUUUCAUUAGCAAUUCCUUGCAUUUUUAAGUUUCCCUUUUUUUGUUUAUGCAAUCCAUAUAUUGUGUUUGUUAAGAUUUUAUCAAGAAAACUCAGUUAAUGACAAUGCAUAAUAAAAGGAUAUAAAUAUU
This is a messenger RNA of Rubroshorea leprosula, 3472 nucleotides long. The record is from the annotation of a GenBank genome assembly. Lineage: Eukaryota; Viridiplantae; Streptophyta; Magnoliopsida; Malvales; Dipterocarpaceae.